CAUCAACGUCACAUCCGAGGAGAAGUCGUAGAAACAGGGAAGCUUGGAGCUCUGCCUGACUGAAUCUUUCCUCGAGGAUCAAGAGCCAUGGACGCACCCCGGGGUGCAGUUGCGGUUCUAAGCGAGGCCCUGUGCCUUGCACGCCGGAGCAGGAACCACAUGCUGACGUGCCUCCUGCUCGCCCUGAUCCCGGGCUCCCUCCAGCUGGUCGGCGGCCAUGUCUCCGCGUACUCUCUUCUCCUGGGAGUCAUCGCCAGGCUGCACGCCCUCGGCCGGGAGCAGCCCGUCACGCCGCGGUUCUACGACCUGCUCCUCCGCCUCAAGAGCGACGCGGACUUCCUCUCGCACGCCAACGUCGCCCUCGCCGCCGCCUCCCACCUCGGCUACUUCGCGUCCACGGUGGCCAUCGUCCACGCCGCCUCGGCGGCGUGCGCCGGCAGGCACCUGCCGGUGCGGGACCUGCCCCCGAAGCUGGCCGCGUCGUGGAAGGGGCCCCUGGUGACCUAUCUCUACUCCACGCUCCUCUCCGUGGGCUACACCUCGCUGUCGGUCUCCCUCAUCGCCGUCCCGGCCCUGAACAUGGCUGCCGCCGGCGGGCCGUCGUCCCGGCUCGCCGCCGUCGCCGCCGCAGCCGUCGCCGCUGCGGCGCGGUUCUUGUACAUCUACCUGGGCAUGGUGUGGGCGGUCGGGGUGGUGGUCUCGGUCGUCGAGGACGGCUGCCGCGGCCUGGAGGCGCUGCACAGGGCCGGGGAGGCGGUGAGGGCGCGGAGGGCGCAGGGGUUCCUGAUCGCGCUGGCGCUGGCCGUCGCCAACGCCUCCGUCGGCUUCGGAGGAAGCGGCCGCGGCGCCCUGGGCUGGAGGGACGCGCUCGCGUGCGCCGUGCGCAUCCUGCUGGGGAUGUUCUCCCCCAUGGUGUACACCGUGUUCUACCACGAGUGCAAGAGGAGCCACGGCGACGGUGCGCCGAAGGAGCUGUCGCAUCGCACCAAGGCUGAACAUGAUCACGGUACAAGUAGUGAGGGAGUGGUUUGAGGUUUGAGUAAGAUUCUAAGAUAAAUUUUUUAUUUUUGUGUGUUCUUUGAUCUUCACCUCCCCAUUUGCCGAAGGCUACGGGCGUGUUCAGAAUAAUUUUAGACGUGAGAUGAACUGCCAAUUAUGCUGCUCUAUGGUACUUGGAUUCGAUCGAUUAUGUUGCAAAAGGAAA
Molecule: messenger RNA, 1204 nt
Organism: Panicum hallii
Lineage: Eukaryota; Viridiplantae; Streptophyta; Magnoliopsida; Poales; Poaceae
Exons: 1
Coding region: 88-1032 (314 amino acids)
Source: RefSeq, a predicted model, not a curated record